This is a messenger RNA of Symbiodinium sp. CCMP2592, 462 nucleotides long. NCBI's taxonomy places the organism in Eukaryota, Dinophyceae, Suessiales, Symbiodiniaceae. The record is from the annotation of a GenBank genome assembly.
AUGGACGCACAGGUGCACAUGUUCAGAUCGCAGCUCGAUCAGACCCAGAGUUCUGGCCACUUGUCAGCGCGAUCCAGUGCACCAACGUCAGGAGGGGCGGGACGUCGUCAGAAGUCUCCUGGAGCACGGGCAGAUGCAGAGUCGAGUUAUGGCAUGUUUCCCAUUGGAACGAAGGAUUGCCUGGGAGAAUUUCCAGUGUUGAAUUUGGCAAAAGACGAGGAAGUUGCAAAGUUGCUACUGGACUAUGGAGCCAAGCCGGACCAGAGGAGUCUUGUGAACUUCUUCCCAUCUGGAUCUUGCCUUUGGACGGCUACCUGGCGAUCGAACCCGCUGCUGAAACUACUUCUUCGUUACAGCAAAGGUGUAGACUCUAGACAACCACGGAUGGUAUCCAGAUGCAUCGCCACUCAUUCCGGGCCAAGAGCCAGACCUAGGAUGGGUGCUGGCAUGUACUGGCUCUGA